This is a messenger RNA of Puccinia triticina, 1326 nucleotides long. RefSeq lists its product as uncharacterized. Gene Ontology annotation, biological process: regulation of endocytosis; regulation of ARF protein signal transduction. Gene Ontology annotation, cellular component: Golgi membrane. The transcript is spliced from 4 exons. Bases 1 to 1326 code for a protein of 441 amino acids. Gene Ontology annotation, molecular function: GTPase activator activity. Lineage: Eukaryota; Fungi; Basidiomycota; Pucciniomycetes; Pucciniales; Pucciniaceae. The record is from RefSeq and is a predicted model, not a curated record.
AUGCCUCCUCCCGAGUUCCAAACCAUCCUUGCCAAUCUUCUCCAACAACCGGACAACAAGACUUGCGUCGAUUGUGACGCACCUGCCCCUCAAUGGGCUUCAGUUAGUUACGGGAUUUUCUUUUGCUUGAAUUGUUCGGGAUCCCAUCGGAGUCUAGGCGUUCAUCUCUCCUUCGUCAGGAGUGUUUCUUUAGACAAAUGGUCUGAGGACCAACUCACAAAAAUGAAAUUAGGUGGGAACGGUAAAUGGAAAGAAUGGUGUAAGGAGCAUGGAGCGGCGGAGAACUACAAUAGUGAGAUGACGAUUCCCGUACUUUACAACACGCAUUUUGCGGCGCAAUAUCGAGACAAGCUAGCAGCGGAAGCGGAAGGCCGAACAUGGCAGCCAUCGGACACGCCGCCCACGUUGGUGUUACCCGCUGACCCGGAGGGCUCGAUGGGGCUGCGGAAGCCGCGAGGACAGCUGGGCCAGAAGCUUGGAAUGUCUCCCCGUACCAGCUCGGCGGGCUCGUCACGUGCAGGAACGCCGGUGGGGACGAACCGGAAGGCGGAGAACGAGGCGUAUUUCUCCUCCUUAGGCUCGGCAAAUGCCCAACGCUCCGAAGACCUCCCUCCGUCCCAGGGAGGCAAAUAUGUGGGCUUUGGGAGCUCGGCGAGCACGAAUGUCGGCGGCGGAGGAGACGGCUGGGAUGAUGCUCCGGCGGUCCUAAGUAAGGGCUGGGGAUUCCUGAGCUCGACGCUUUCACAAGCGACGAGGACGCUGAACGAGGCCGUUGUCAAGCCGGCCCAGGAGACAGUGAGCGACCCGGAGCUCCAGUCGCAGGUCUGGUCCUUGGCGAGCCGGUUCCAGAGCACGGUGCUCGAGGCCACCAAGGUCGGCUCGAGCUAUGCCGCCGAGGGCCUCAAGGUCGCCUCCCAACAGGCCAAGGCCCAUGGCUACGACCUCGGCGGACUCGGCAGCCAGACCCUCGAAGAAUUCAGUCGCCAGCAGAACCAUCCGAAUACGAGCUCCGCCGACUACUCCCCGAUCGAUGGUAACUUUCAUCUCGACCAAGAUCCUGACGAACACGACCAACACGAACAUGAGGAUGAGAGGGACGAUAAUCUGCAAGGCUACUCCCACCACCAUGACGACGGCGCAAACUACCAAUCUCUCUCCUCAAUCGCGCCCCCUGACGAAAACGCCUCUGCUUCUAAUAAAGAUUGGUCCAAACUCGCCCCGCUCACUGCUGCUCGGCUCAAAUCUCAGGCUAACACUACUAAGCCCACUGAGAAAGCUGAGAAAGCCAAGAAACCGGCCAACGAUGACGGCUGGGAUGACUGGUGA